AUUGACUUUAAAGCAUUGCUGCUGGUGUAUAAAUCUCUAAAUAGUACAGGGCCCAAUUACCUCUCUGAUAUGUUGCAGCGGCCUAACCCAAUCAGAUCUACCAGAUCGCAGCAGCAAAAUUUACUGGUAAAACCUGUUGUUAAAACAAAUGCUGUGUUCACACUUAUACUGGUACGAAAGUGGUAUAACUGUAUCGAUACAAAGUAUACCGGUACAGUUUAGUGCAUCUGUCCACACUAGCGAGAAAUGUUUGCGGUUUUCUUUCACGGUAGUUGAAAUGCGCGUGCGCGAAAUGUUUCCGUGGUUACCGAGUAACUUCCUUCCGAGAAUAUGGCGGAUGAAACAACAUGUGUGUGCUUUUUGUUGUCAAUGUACAGUCUGUAUUUCUGGUGGUCAUUUAUUCAGUCGAAUUGUAUAAAACGCGCGAGGCAGUUGAGAAAGAAACAAAGAAAACGAAUCUCCCUUUCUCCCCCCUCACUUUCUCCCUCUUCCCUUCUCUUUCUCUCCCUUUUCCCCUCUUCCUCCUUUCUUCCUCCCUCUUUCCCCCUCCCUCCCUUUCUCCCCCCUUUCUUUGCUCCAUGUAGCUCCACGGUCGUUUUGAGCCAUUUUGACGUUUUAUUUACAGCUGGAAAGCGCGUGCGUAUUGUAUUGUAUGAAUAACCUGGAAGACGUAGGAAUGGUUCAUUGCGCUUGCGCAUUAUAUUUGUAUCGAUACAGAACCGCUUCAUCUGUCCGCACUACAGCGAAGCGCUACAGUACCGAUACUGUACCGGUACGAAACCCAUACAUUUGUGGGUUUCGUACCGAUACAGUUAUACCGCUACAGUACCGGUAUUGACCCUUCCCACUCACGUGACCUUCGUAAACGCGACCGCCAUUUUGGACAUGAAUUGGACUUCGGUUCGAAUCGGUUUGAAUGCGAGGAAGACGAUAAACGAAAAACAUAAAAGAAAAAGGAGCGAGAUGCAGAAAACACCUUCACUAUCCAGCGACGUAGGGCAUUUACAGGGCGAGCAGAGGGAGAGGUAUUUGCAAAAAUUGAGGUUAGCAGGCUUAGAGAACGACGUUUAUCUGCUUCCACCAGGAUUGUUCACUGACGUACGGAAGUACACGAAGCCCUCGUCUUUACCUGACUUCGGCCCACAUGAUCUGUAUACCUAUGUCGUUAAAAACCCAUCGCCAUACACAGGUAUUGAUCUGAAAGCGUAUAAGGGUUUGGAUGCCUACAAAUAUUUUGUGUCAGGCUGGGUAACAUGCCUACAUCAGCGGGUCGUCCCUGGAGCCGGUGGUCGCCAUCUUAUUACAGCUAAGUGUGGCCCAGCGGAAGGACAUGGCAGAGACAGAGGUGACCGUGUCCAUGGGAGACAUGGUGGUGAUGAAGGCUACUGAUGAAGAUGAGGUUGCAGCAGGAGAUGCAAACAAGACACAAGUCAUCCUUCAGCUGCAGCCCAUCACAUCUGGGAAUGAAGAUAAUGCAGAAGAGACAGUUACAACAGAUGAAGUUUUGGCAGCAGGAGAGGAUGUCGAGCUGGGAUACCCCAUCACCUGUGGCGAGAGCAAAGCUGUUCUUCUGUUCAAGAAAUUUGUUUGCCCAGGAAUUAAUGUCAAAUGUGUCAAGUAUGAGGACGAGUUAAUCAGCCCUAAGCAGUUUGUUCAUAUGUCUGGCAAAGCUACUCUCAAGGACUGGAAACGGGCCAUCAGAAUGGGGGGUGUCAUGCUCAGGAAAAUGAUGGACUCGGGUCAGUUAGAUUUCUAUCAGCAUAGCACACUGUGUACCAACACUUGCCGCAGUACCAAAUUCGACCUCCUGAUCAACAACACGCGCUUCCCUCCUGACAGCAGUGUACUCAGUACUCCUUCAUCAUCUCAGGGGCAGAUUGCUGUGGGUAAUGGAGCAGAAGUUGUCAUGAUAGAAGAGAAGUCAGUGGAAGCGACAAGCUCUUUGGAUUGGUGUACUGCUAAUGUAGAUGUUCCAAAGAAAAAGGAAGUGGUCGAGAUAUCAGAGGAGACACUGAGCUUCUGGAAAGGCAUAGCGGACGUCGGUCUCAUGGGUGAAGUGGUCAGUAACAUCCGUACAGAGCUGCUGGAGAUGUUGAGAGGGGUACAGCUUCGCUCUGAUCAGGCCAACCUACAAGAUGUCGAAGUGGCAGUUCUGAGUAACCUCACUCAAGUGUUUGGCCUGCUGGGCUCCAUCAAACGAAUCCUGGCUGUUCGGCGGCAAAUGACUGACCUGGGACAGAAACAGGUCCUCAAAACACUAACCAGUCUGGAACAGCAGCUGGAAGAGCAGAAGAAGCAGCAAGCUCAGAGCUGGUUGGUCUCGUCGUCUUCAUCCACCCCUCCUCCACCAAAGCGCGCUCCUAAACGGCCUCGCCUACAUCGGCCAGCCUCCGCCACAGUGCUCCAGCCACUGACACUCCACUCACCCCAGUAUACACUCAUCUCCCCCAUCACCCUGUCCUCUGUAUGCCAACCCAUUACCUUGCCUGGCCUGGCACAACCGCCCGGCGCGGUGACUCUCUUGACUCACGUGCCACAGCAUGAUGGCAAGGCAGAGACCCUAACUUUGGUGGGCACAAUGGCUGCACAGGAGCCUGCACAGCUGGGCACUAUGGAGCUUGGUGCGGUGGGAACAGUGAGCACGAUGGAACUGGGAGCAGCAGGCACAGUGGAAAUGGCAAACACGGUGUUGGUGCAGGAUGACGAGAGUCAGGCGAUUGAAAUCAACUUGCAGAUGGGAGCAGAAACCGAGGGAGCCGCCAAGGACGAGGAAGAGCGGAGAAGGAUGGACGGAGGAGGGGAGGAUGGGAGUGGAAUAGUGGUGGGAGAGAAAGAGAUGAAAGUUGAAAUGGAAGAGCUGCAUUUGGAAACCAAUGGGCAGAUUCACAACCUACAGAUUUUAGUGGUAGAAGAUGAGGAGCAAAUGCAGGUUGAAGGCAAAUCUGAAUGAUCCAUGGACACACAAGGAACCCUGAGACAUUUGCACUUAUUCUUCCUUUUUUUUUUUGUACUACUUUCCUAAAAGAGGUCAGCAUGGCCAAGUUGAAAGGUGUGUCACUGCUUUUUGUAUGAGCAAAUUCAGUAUUCCUUUAUGAACUUUAGAGAAUGCAUGUGCAUUUUGAUAUGCCUUUGUAGAAAUGAGUACUUUAUUUUAUUUUAUUUUAUUGUAUUGUAUGGAUCAAUAUUAUAUCGGACACUUUCUUUAGUACGGUGCCAAAAUGUUCAGCAUUUACAUCACCGGUGUUCAACUAUGUUACCCAAAACCAAGAGAGAUGACUGUAAUUAAGAAACAAGACUGUGCUCUGGAUACCUUGGUGUACUGGUAUCUUGGACUGGAACAACAACUGACAUUGAUGCAAACUUGCAACCGCAAGUCUUCAAGUGAUGGUUUGGCAAAAAAUCAAUUGAAUAAUAAUAAUAAUAAUAAUAAUAAUAAUAAAACUGUUCCUGUUCACCUAAAAUUAAUUAAAUGUAGAUAUGUACCUAAAUUAUAGAAGUUAUAUGAAUGAUGGAUAAUAUAAUUCUACUUUACAAUUAAAUGUGAAAAAAAAUUAUGCUUGAAUAUCUCUGCUAUUUUACAAAUGCUUUUGUAUAACAUUACGCACUGUUGUUUGAAGCAAGUAUAGGAAGAUUUGGGAUAUGGACUUUAUUUUUGGUGAGACAGAUCAUUAGUUUUAGCCCUGAAACAGUAAAGCAUUUCAGACACCAGACGUGACUUGGCUGAUCAAUUAUAUUUUUAGUAUGUGGUAAGUUGUGUAUGCUCGAUACUUUUUUUUUUUUUCCUGCCUUGCAAGACUAUUUUAAUUGACUGUGUGCACUAUUUAAGAAAGUGUUUUUAUUUGAGAAUGUGACUGUUUAUAUCAGCAAUAGUGCAAUAUGAAGAAAUGUGUUAAAAUAGAUAUAUUUUUAGAUGUGAUGGAGUGAAUCCUUUGCUGGAAACAAAAUACCUUGUAUAUUUUCCAUGGUGAUAAUAUGGAAGGCUCGAUGGUGUGAAAUGGGCUUAGUAGUUCAUCACUGAAUCCCUGGUUUUGGAUGAAAGCCGAAUUAAUAAAUGGAUUACACUGAUUAAAUCCGUAAUCUUAACCUUCUGGUGGCACAGAAAUAGGCAACUAAUGUUUCACUAAAUUGAUCGUCAAGGGGAAAGGGUCGCAAGAGUCUUCCUGUUUGCUCAGAUUUUUGUCUCUUGAAUAAACAGUCCUUGUUUGUCA
This is a messenger RNA of Neoarius graeffei (lesser salmon catfish), 4208 nucleotides long. RefSeq names its product glucocorticoid modulatory element binding protein 1 (gene gmeb1). The coding region runs from base 1331 to 2950 and encodes 539 amino acids. Gene Ontology annotation, biological process: positive regulation of transcription by RNA polymerase II. Gene Ontology annotation, cellular component: nucleus. The record is from RefSeq and is a predicted model, not a curated record. NCBI's taxonomy places the organism in Eukaryota, Metazoa, Chordata, Actinopteri, Siluriformes, Ariidae. Gene Ontology annotation, molecular function: RNA polymerase II cis-regulatory region sequence-specific DNA binding; DNA-binding transcription activator activity, RNA polymerase II-specific. The transcript is spliced from 10 exons.